This is a messenger RNA of Colletotrichum graminicola M1.001, 897 nucleotides long. RefSeq lists its product as uncharacterized. The record is from RefSeq and is a predicted model, not a curated record. The transcript is spliced from 2 exons. NCBI's taxonomy places the organism in Eukaryota, Fungi, Ascomycota, Sordariomycetes, Glomerellales, Glomerellaceae. The coding region runs from base 1 to 897 and encodes 298 amino acids.
AUGUCCAUUAAUCAAUCAGUCAAAAACAUAUCCCUCCAAACCGACAAAUCCGCCAACGCGAUCCGCAUCCGCGACAACCAGCGACGCUCUCGCGCCCGCCACAAAGAGUUCGUCGACGAGCUGCAGCGAAAGGUCCAGGAGUACGAGAAGCGCGGCAUCGAGGCCUCGCUGCAGAUGCAAAAGGCCGCUCGCGACGUCGCCAUCGAGAACUCGCGCCUGCGCGCCCUGCUCGCCAGCCGCGGCGUCUCCAGCGACCAGGUCGACGCCUACCUCCGCUCCUUUGACGACGACCCCAAGAGCUCGUCCGCCAUAUCCAUCAACACCACCCUCGCCCCCAUCCUCAACGGGCCCGUCGUCCUCGAGCCCUCGCCCACGCAGUUGCCGCCCCUGCAGGAGCACUUUGGCAAGACCUUCCACCCCGACCAAGCCGCCACCGCCGACAACGCCGACGCCGCCGCCCUCAAGAAGAGAAAAUACGGUGAUGCCCUGCUGCCGCCGGUGCUCACGCUGACGCCGACCCCCGACGUCCAGCAGAGCUCUGCCCUCGACAGGCUCGCCGUCCUCGCCGACGCUAGUCUUAAACGCUCCUCAACCCAGCCGCCCGCACAGCAUUCCAGCACCUCGUCCGAGUCCUCGCGGAGCCCGCAUUCCUACGACCGCACGAGCCAGACACCCCCACGCCCUGCCGAACCGCACUGUCACCAACACCAACACCAGCAUCUGCCGACCGCCUCCCCCCACGAGAUGUCUUGCAACGCCGCCGCCCGAAUCAUCGCCGACAUGCAAGGUAGCAGCGCCGACGACCGCAAGACAAAGAUAGCCCUUGGGUGUAGACCUCAGGAUGAGGAAUGCUUCGUCAAAAACACGUCAAUCUUCCGCGUGCUUGACCACCGAUGA